Rhinopithecus roxellana (golden snub-nosed monkey) is the source of this 3769-nucleotide messenger RNA. RefSeq names its product Meis homeobox 2 (gene MEIS2). The coding region runs from base 1093 to 2298 and encodes 401 amino acids. Gene Ontology annotation, molecular function: RNA polymerase II cis-regulatory region sequence-specific DNA binding; DNA-binding transcription activator activity, RNA polymerase II-specific. Gene Ontology annotation, biological process: embryonic pattern specification; animal organ morphogenesis; eye development. The transcript is spliced from 13 exons. NCBI's taxonomy places the organism in Eukaryota, Metazoa, Chordata, Mammalia, Primates, Cercopithecidae. The record is from RefSeq and is a predicted model, not a curated record.
GCACUCGUUGCAUAUCAGAGGCUCCGCGCGGCGCGCUCCUCCUCGCUCCCGCUCCCCACUCCCGGGAUGUGUCUCCGCCGUACGACGGGCUAUGGCCACCACGACUUCCGGGUUCCGUCAUUUCGUUCUCCCGCCGCCGACCCGCGCCGCCAAACUGAGGCUCUUCAAUAAGCCAGGCAGCAGCCAACCUGCCAACACCUACUGACACUCACUCAUCUCCCAGAGAGAGAAAGAGAGCGAGAGAGAGCGAGCGCGAGAGAGCGAGCGCGAGUGAGAGCGAGCGAGCGAGCGAGAAAGAGAGAGAGGGAGAGACAAAAUACCUACCAGGAAAGGGGGGGAGGAAGUCCAAUUUUUGCAAACUAUUCAUUUUUUUUCUUGAUUUUUCUCACUGCUUUCUUUGAACAAUACUUUAAAGAGAGAGGAUCGUAUUAUAGAUACCGCGGGGGCAAAGCUAAAAAAGGGGGGAGGGGGGAGGAAAAAAUUCAAGAAGCAGAAACCCCUCGCGGAGUUUUACUGGAAGAAAAAAACGGGUCUGAAAGAUUCCUCCUCUUCAUCAUCAUCAACCAUCAUUCAUUCACUACCUUGACAUUCCGGGCUUUGAUUGACAGCUGGAGUGGCAAAAAGCCAUGAAACACGACAGUUCGGUUACAUGUGGGCUGCUGACGGGCCGCUCGUAACCUUCAGUUCGGGGGCUUGACAAUUUUUUUCUUCUUUUUCUUCUUUUUCUUUUCUUUCUUUUUUUUUUUUUCCAACUGAGGGGAAGAGAAGAGAAAGAGGGGGAAAGGAGGACCGAAGAGGAGGAGGAGGGGAGGGGGGAGGAGGAGGUGGUGGAGGAGGAGGAGGAAGAUCAGGAGGAGGAGGAAGAAGAGGAAAAAAGAGAAAAAGAAGAAAUAUCACAGAAAAAAAAAAAAAACUCUUCGUUGUCUUGCCUGGGCUUUUUUCCCCCCCUUAAAAAUAACAUAUUGGAGAAUUGGGAGAAGUCUCUUUGGUUUGGAAAAAAAAAAAAAGGAAUCUUCAGCCUAGAUCACUUUCUUAUCCGGACUGGGAUAUUAAAUAUACGACACAUCCAGGAGUUUAUUGGAGCGCAGACUGAUGGCGCAAAGGUACGAUGAGCUACCCCAUUACGGCGGGAUGGACGGAGUAGGGGUUCCCGCUUCCAUGUACGGAGACCCUCACGCACCACGGCCGAUCCCCCCGGUUCACCACCUGAACCACGGGCCGCCGCUCCACGCCACACAGCACUACGGCGCACACGCCCCGCACCCCAAUGUCAUGCCGGCCAGCAUGGGAUCCGCUGUCAACGACGCCUUGAAGCGGGACAAGGACGCGAUCUAUGGGCACCCGUUGUUUCCUCUGUUAGCUCUGGUCUUUGAGAAGUGCGAGCUGGCGACCUGCACUCCCCGGGAACCUGGAGUGGCCGGCGGAGACGUCUGCUCCUCCGACUCCUUCAACGAGGACAUCGCGGUCUUCGCCAAGCAGGUUCGCGCCGAAAAGCCACUUUUUUCCUCAAAUCCAGAGCUGGACAAUUUGAUGAUACAAGCAAUACAAGUACUAAGGUUUCAUCUUUUGGAGUUAGAAAAGGUCCACGAACUGUGCGAUAACUUCUGCCACCGAUACAUUAGCUGUUUGAAGGGGAAAAUGCCCAUCGACCUCGUCAUUGAUGAGAGAGACGGCAGCUCCAAGUCAGAUCAUGAAGAACUUUCAGGCUCCUCCACAAAUCUCGCUGACCAUAACCCUUCUUCUUGGCGAGACCACGAUGAUGCAACCUCAACUCACUCAGCAGGCACCCCAGGGCCCUCCAGUGGGGGCCAUGCUUCCCAGAGCGGAGACAACAGCAGUGAGCAAGGGGAUGGUUUAGACAACAGUGUAGCUUCACCUGGUACAGGUGACGAUGAUGAUCCGGAUAAGGACAAAAAACGCCAGAAGAAAAGAGGCAUUUUCCCCAAAGUAGCAACAAAUAUCAUGAGAGCAUGGCUCUUCCAGCAUCUCACACAUCCGUACCCUUCCGAAGAGCAGAAGAAACAGUUAGCGCAAGACACAGGACUUACAAUUCUCCAAGUAAACAACUGGUUUAUUAAUGCCAGAAGAAGAAUAGUACAGCCCAUGAUUGACCAGUCAAAUCGAGCAGGUUUUCUUCUUGAUCCUUCAGUGAGCCAAGGAGCAGCAUAUAGUCCAGAGGGUCAGCCCAUGGGGAGCUUUGUGUUGGAUGGUCAGCAACACAUGGGGAUCCGGCCUGCAGGACCUAUGAGUGGAAUGGGCAUGAAUAUGGGCAUGGAUGGGCAAUGGCACUACAUGUAACCUUCAUCAUGUAAAGCAAUCGCAAAGCAAGGGGGAAGUUUGCAGAGCAUGCCAGGGGACUACGUUUCUCAGGGUGGUCCUAUGGGAAUGAGUAUGGCACAGCCAAGUUACACUCCUCCCCAGAUGACCCCACACCCUACUCAAUUAAGACAUGGACCCCCAAUGCAUUCAUAUUUGCCAAGCCAUCCCCACCACCCAGCCAUGAUGAUGCACGGAGGACCCCCUACCCACCCUGGAAUGACUAUGUCAGCACAGAGUCCCACAAUGUUAAAUUCUGUAGAUCCCAAUGUUGGCGGACAGGUUAUGGACAUUCAUGCCCAAUAGUAUAAGGGAACUCAAGGGAAAAGGAAACACACGCAAAAACUAUUUUAAGACUUUCUGAACUUUGACCAGAUGUUGACACUUAAUAUGAAAUUCCAGACAGCUGUGAUUAUUUUUUACUUUUGUCAUUUUUCAUCAAGCAACAGAGGACCAAUGCAACAAGAACACAAAUGUGAAAUCAUGGGCUGACCGAGACAAUUCUGUCCAUGUAAAGAUCCUCUGGAAAAAGACUCCGAGAGUUAUAACUACUGUAGUAUAAACAUAGGAACUAAGUUAAACUUGUACAUUUCUGUUGAUCACGCCGUUAUGUUGCCUCAAAUAGUUUUAGAAGAGAAAAAAAAAUAUAUCCUUGUUUUCCACACUAUGUGUGUUGUUCCCAAAAGAAUGACUGUUUUGGUUCAUCAGUGAAUUCACUAUCCAGGAGAGACUGUGGUAUAUAUUUUAAACCUGUUGGGCCAAUGAGAAAAGAACCACACUGGAGAUCAUGAUGAACGUUUGGCUGAACCUCAUCACUCGAACUCCAGCUUCAAGAAUGUGUUUUCAUGCCCGGCCUUUGUUCCUCCAUAAAUGUGUCCUUUAGUUUCAAACAGAUCUUUAUAGUUCGUGCUUCAUAAGCCAAUUCUUAUUAUUAUUUUUGGGGGACUCUUCUUCAAAGAGCUUGCCAAUGAAGAUUUAAAGACAGAGCAGGAGCUUCUUCCAGAAGUUCUGAGCCUUGGUUGUGGACACAACAAUCUUAAGUUGGGCAGCUUUCCUCAACACAAAAAAAGUUAUUAAUGGUCAUUGAACCGUAACUAGGACUUUAUCAGAAACUCAAAGCUUGGGGGAUAAAAAGGAGCAAGAGAAUACUGUAACAAACUUCGUACAGAGUUCGGUCUAUUAAUUGUUUCAUGUUAGAUAUUCUAUGUGUUUACCUCAAUUGAAAAAAAAGAAUGUUUUUGCUAGUAUCAGAUCUGCUGUGGAAUUGGUAUUGUAUGUCCAUGAAUUCUUCUUUUCUCAGCACGUGUUCCUCACUAGAAGAAAAUGCUGUUACCUUUAAGCUUUGUCAAAUUUACAUGAAAAUACUUGUAUGAGGACUGUGACGUUAUGUUAAAAAAAAAAAAAAGGUGUUAAGUCACAAAAUGCGGUAAUAAAUAUUUCAUUUUUGAUUUUU